Messenger RNA from Alligator sinensis (Chinese alligator), 6783 nucleotides. RefSeq names its product PR/SET domain 15 (gene PRDM15). Gene Ontology annotation, molecular function: histone deacetylase binding; DNA-binding transcription factor activity; RNA polymerase II cis-regulatory region sequence-specific DNA binding. The record is from RefSeq and is a predicted model, not a curated record. NCBI's taxonomy places the organism in Eukaryota, Metazoa, Chordata, Crocodylia, Alligatoridae. Gene Ontology annotation, cellular component: cytoplasm; nucleus. The transcript is spliced from 25 exons. Gene Ontology annotation, biological process: regulation of transcription by RNA polymerase II; cell fate commitment. Bases 700 to 4284 code for a protein of 1194 amino acids.
UUAGUGUAGUUGCCACUUAAUUAGUGCUAUCAAUAACAUACAAAAAUUACUGGAAUGCCCAGAAGAUCUGUAUCAUCUCUGCAAAGCGGGAAGUUAAUCGUGUGAGGUAGGGUGGGUUUCUUUGCUAGAUUAAAUGUUAGCAUCCAGCGAAGGAAACAAAUCUGGUCCCAAGCAAGAAUGAAGAGUAAGAGGUUUGGGGUUGUAUCAGGCUCUGCCACUCGCAGUGUGACUCUGCAGACUCAUCAUCUAUAAAAUGGGUUGUCAUAAUGCCUAUUUUAGAAGAGUAUUGUGAAAAUAUAAUUGUGGUUUAUAAGGAGCUUUGAGAUCCCUGGAUGAAAAGUGACAUAUGAAGUCAAAAUAGAAUUAUAAAACUAAUUUUCAGGAUCUUCUUUCUUCCUUGUCUUUUGCAUAAGCAAAGUUAUAGAGACCUGUAGUCAACCUGUACAGCGAGUAUGAAUAUGUGAAUGUACAAAUGUACAGGAGUCCUUGAGCAGUCCUCUUACUAUACCUGCACAUUCAGGUGUUCCCUUUGGUGUAUUUAUUAGCUCUGUUCCAAUGGAUAUGUUUACACUGCAGUUUUUGGGUCUACUUGAUACAUAAUGCAUUAUCUGUUCUUUCUUUUGCAGAACAUAGUAGGUCAUUGUGCUGAACUAAUGAAAAGACCUCUGGUGCAUCAGAAAUCAGUGUGCUAUGUAGGAAAUGAAAAAUGACUUGUACAGAGAGGUUGCAGAAAUGGCAGAAGAUGGCAGUGAUGAAACCAUGUUUAUUUGGUGUGAGGACUGUGGUCAGUAUCAUGAUUCAGAAUGUCCCGAGUUGGGCCCAGUGGUGACAGUCAAAGACUCUUUUGUGUUGAGCAGGGCAAGGUCAUCUCUGCCUUCCAACCUGGAGAUAAGACAACUCGAAGAUGGGACUGAAGGUGUAUUUGCACUGACUCAGUUGGUCAAACGUACCCAGUUUGGCCCAUUUGAAUCUAAGCGAGUUGCCAAACUGGAAAAGGAGUCAGCCUUUCCACUGAAGGUUUUCCAGAAGGAUGGGCCUCUGGUUUAUUUUGAUACCUCUAAUGAAGAUGACUGCAAUUGGAUGAUGAUGGUGAGGCCAGCCACUGAAUAUGAACACCAGAACUUGACUGCCUUCCAGCAUGACAGCGAUAUUUAUUUCACUACCUCCCGGGACAUCCCACCGGGGACAGAGUUGCGAGUAUGGUAUGCAGCUUUCUAUGCCAAAAAAAUGGAAAAGCCAGUGCUAAAGCAGGUUACUACUAUUGCCAAUGAUAUGUGUUUAGUUGUGAUGGAAUAUGACAAAGAAGGGAACAGACUCUCUUCAAAGUCUCCCAGUGCUGUUUUCUCACAUAAAAAGCCCAAGAAGUCCAAUGUGCCUGAAGCUGAUAUUUCAGCAAGUACUCCAGAGGGCAUUGGGCCUCCUGAACUGGAGUCUAACCAGUGGACAUGUAAAGUGUGUUCCUCCAUUUUCCAGGAACCUCAGCUGCUGACAGAGCAUCUGUUGAGUCACUUGGAGGAAGCGAAAGGAGUCCCCCAGACUAGCCAAAGUGAAGGAGUUCCAGAAAAGGCUGUAGAGGCUCCUGCUGCAGAUCAGCCUGUAAUCAGUGAAGGGGCCAGCCCCAACUUAGAUACGAGGAGGAAGCCGCGAAGGGGAAGAAAGUCCAAAACAGCAAAAACAGAAACACCUCUUGUUGUUGUUGAAGACAAAGACCCUGCAAGUGAGACAGUGGAUCGUGUGGCUGAAAUUAUAACAGAGAUUCCACCCGAUGAGGUAGCCAUUCCUUCUGCAGCCGAAGAAAGGAUUAUGGAACUGGUUUUAGGAAAGAUGCCAAGCACCACAAAUAAUAUUAGUUCAGUAACAAAUAGGUUUACUCAUCACCAAAACACCAUGUCCCUCAAAAGAAGUUUAAUUCUCUCCAGUAGACAUGGAAUACGGCGCAAGUUGAUGAAGCAACUUGGGGAUCACAAGCGAGUGUACCAGUGCAGCAUCUGCAGUAAGGUCUUCCAGAACAGCAGCAACCUCAGCAGACACAUCCGCUCUCACGGUGACAAACUAUUUAAAUGUGAAGAAUGUGCCAAGCUAUUCAGCCGUAAAGAGAGCUUGAAGCAGCAUGUUUCAUACAAACACAGCAGGAAUGAAGUUGACAGUGAGUACAGAUUCAAGUGUGCUACGUGUGAAAAGGCCUUUCGGAUAGAGAGUGCAUUGGAAUUCCACAAUUGCAGAACAGACGACAAGACGUUCCAGUGUGAGAUGUGUUUCAGAUUCUUUUCUACAAACAGUAACCUCUCAAAACACAAGAAGAAGCAUGGGGAUAAGAAAUUUUCAUGUGAAAUCUGCAAUAAAAUGUUCUACCGGAAAGAUGUCAUGUUGGAUCAUCAGCGGAGACACUUGGAAGGGGUGAGGCGCGUGAAAAGAGAAGAUUUUGAGCACAGCGCAGAGAACCUGGUCCGCUACAAGAAGGAACCAUCAGGAUGCCCAGUGUGUGGAAAGGUCUUUUCAUGUAGGAGCAAUAUGAAUAAACACCUUCUGACACAUGGAGACAAGAAGUAUACCUGUGAAAUCUGUGGACGUAAAUUUUUCAGGGUGGACGUGCUUAGAGACCAUAUUCAUGUUCAUUUUAAGGACAUUGCAUUAAUGGAUGACCACCAGAGGGAAGAGUUCAUUGGUAAAAUUGGAAUCUCUUCAGAGGAAAAUGAUGACAACUCUGAUGAAAGUGCAGAUUCUGAGCCUCACAAGUAUAGCUGCAAAAGGUGCCAGUUAACCUUUGGCAGAGGGAAGGAGUACCUGAAACACAUAAUGGAUGUUCACAAAGAGAAAGGCUAUGGCUGUAGUAUCUGUAAUCGACGAUUUGCUUUGAAGGCAACUUACCAUGCUCACAUGGUCAUUCAUCGAGAGAACCUGCCUGAUCCCAAUGUGCAAAAAUAUAUCCAUCCAUGUGAAAUUUGUGGAAGGAUAUUUAAUAGCAUAGGGAAUUUGGAACGACAUAAGCUUAUUCACACAGGUGUAAAAAGCCAUGCCUGUGAGCAGUGUGGUAAAUCAUUUGCCAGAAAGGACAUGUUAAAAGAGCAUAUGAGAGUCCAUGAUAACAUCCGAGAAUACCUGUGUGCAGAAUGUGGUAAAGGAAUGAAGACAAAACAUGCUCUACGUCAUCACAUGAAGCUCCACAAGGGGAUUAAAGAAUACGAAUGCAAGGAAUGCCAUCGGAAAUUUGCACAGAAAGUCAAUAUGCUAAAGCACUACAAAAGGCACACAGGGAUCAAAGAUUUCAUGUGUGAGCUUUGUGGGAAAACAUUUAGCGAAAGAAACACAAUGGAGACUCAUAAACUGAUUCAUACAGUAGGGAAACAGUGGACAUGCUCAGUCUGUGAUAAGAAAUAUGUCACUGAUUACAUGCUUCAGAAACACAUCCAACUAACUCAUGAUAAGGUAGAAGCUCAGAGUUGUCAGCUUUGUGGGACAAAGGUUUCUACAAGAGCUUCAAUGAGCCGACACAUGAGGCGCAAACACCCAGAGGUCCUUUCGGUUCGAAUUGAUGAUUUAGAGCAGCUCCCAGAAACUACCACUAUUGAUGCCUCCUCUAUUGGAAUUGUUCAGCCAGAGCUAGCCCUGGAACAGGGAGAGUUACCAGAAGGUAAGCAGCAUAUGAAAGCUCCUAAACGUGGCCCAAAGCGAAAGCAAAAAGCAGGCGAAGAGGAGGAAACACAAGUGCCUGAGGACCCUGCCUUCAGUGAAUACACAGAAAAAGAAGCAGAAUUUGCAGGGAAUGUUGGAGAUGAGACCAACUCAGCUGUACAAAGCAUUCAGCAGGUGGUGGUGACCCUUGGCGACCCAAAUGUCACAGCCCCUUCCAGCUCUGUUGGGUUGACAAAUAUCACUGUCACUCCCAUUACCACAGCAGCUGGAACCCAGUUUACGAACCUUCAACCAGUGGCUGUUGGCCACCUGACUGCACCUGAACGACAGUUACAGCUUGACAAUUCAAUUCUUACUGUGACAUUUGAUACUGUCAGUGGUUCUGCCAUGCUUCACAAUCGCCAAAACGAUAUUCAAAUCCAGCCACAGACAGAGGCAGCCAAUCCUCAGUCUGUGGCCCAUUUUAUAAACCUAACCACCCUGGUGAACUCCAUUGCUCCUCUAGGGAACCAGAUAACAGAGCAACAUCCCUUGACGUGGAGGGCAGUACCUCAGUCUGAUGUCCUGCAGCCCCAGUCACAGCAAACACAACAGCAGUCAGGACAACAGCAAGUUCAAACAGAACAGCAGCAACAGAUGUACAGCUACUAAUUUAUACUUGGAAAUGAAUAGGACUGGGAGAGCAAGCAAAAUCUCUGGGGAACUUUUAACAGAAUUCUUCUGUGGAUACCAAAUAGAAGUGGGGAAAUGUUUAUACAAUGAAAUGUAAACUAAAAUUGGCAGAGCACCCGUGCAGCAAUCGAGUCCUGAGAUCCCUGCACAUUUUCUAAACAUUGCAGUGAGUCUUGCCCUAAAUUCUGCACUCCAUUGUGAUGGUAUGUUUAAUGUAGUAAUGCUUCUGAAUUCAGCAGCACAAUGGACCUGACACAAAAAUGUGGAGAAAUCACAAAUGGUUAACGUGACUCUAAAGCUUACAAAACCCCUUCAGCCAUAAAACAUACAUUUCUUUCCAGUCUGGAGGGUAUGGAGAUGAUAUUGACAGUGUGCUGGGAUUCACUGGUAGUCACCUUGUAGAGACUGUAAUGUUAAGACAUGAAUGAAGAAAGUGAUAAUUGUCUUGUUUUAUUCUUCUUUAAAUCAUGUAUGUACCAGAGCAUUUGAUAAAGUAGGUGGGGUUUGGGGCUGGGUGGGGGGGAAGGUAUUAUGUGGAAGAAAAUGUACCUUAAUUUCACAAACUAUUUCCAUUCUGGUGAUGGAAAAUCCUUGGCCUUUAACAACAGUGUCAGUGUUACUUGAAUCAAAUAGCCAAUCAAAUGUUAAGGAGACUUUUACAGUCUUCUAGUAAAGAUAAGUCUGAAGCAAACCAGCAAUGAACUGAAACCAUGUUGUGAAAUUUUAUGUAAUUUUUUUCAAAGCUGCUUUAAUAUGGCUUUUAGCUAGGGGCCUUGUUAUACCUUAUGCUGUGAGCCGCACAAAUAUUGGCUGGUGUUAGUGCUAGCUUGGAGUGUGGAGCAAUCAUAUUCUUAGUCUAGAAAUCAUCUCUGAUUGUCCCCCACCCGCGCAGCUUUGACUUGCAAGUAGAGGCAGGGGUAGGACUAGGAGCUGUAGCUGUGAGUUACCACUAGGGGGCUAGUGAGCCAGGACAGGCUUCUAUCCCUGCUCUAUCAGCAGGGGUAUGAGAGAUCCUGGGAUAGUGGAGGAUUUCAGCUUGGGCGGCACAUCUACGAGAACUGGCCACACCUUAAUGGAACAGGAGCUGGGUGGUACAGAUCAGAGAUAAUCCUGCCCUGCAGUGGCAUAACUUUGAGCCACAUAACAACUGCUUAAAACCAUAUAAGGUGUUAAUGUGUGCAGGGGUUAAGAGCUCUAGGAGCUGCCCAAAAUUACUAUGUAACAAGGCCCUAACAGGCUUGAAAAAGAAAUGAUCAGUCCCCUUUGAUCAUGUUCAAGAUGUGAAUUUACCAAUUAGUCUUUCAUUGUGUAAUAAACAUUUGAGAGAGUAAUUUUUACAUAUAAAUAUAUAUAUAUGUGUAUAUGUGUGUAUGUAUAUAUAUAUAUAUAUAUUUAGCCUUUGUACUUUCAUGUGUGUUCUUGGUGAAUGUUUAUGUAUUAAGGACCCUGCUAUGAUUUUGGUCCUUUUUUGUUUUGUUUUGUUUCAUUUUCUCCCUUUGUUCUUCUGCAACACAGAACUGGUGUGUGAAAUCUGCUUGUAAAACUUCCAGAACCCAUCACCACGCACUGGUUAUGUGUGGACACAAAAAAGUCAAAGUGCAAUGUCUGGCAUAUGUGAUACUGUGCCACAAGGAGGCAGCUUGAGCCUGUGGAUAAUAGACAAGCCCUGCCUGGCUAUAGGGGGAAAUUAAGGAUUGCUUCAGCCAUUUAUCAUAGCUGAUACUGCCUGGUAAAUAUUCACUACCUGGUAAAUUGUAACUUUUGCAUUUCCUUAUGCUACUGAGCAGUCUGGAUUGUUGUAUGUCAAGAUGAAGAUCAUCUCCCAUAUAAAGAAAGCAGCAUUGUUGUUGGCAAAGAGCAAUGAAUGCUAAAAGUUGCUCUUUGUCACUGAAAUAACAAAAGUUAUGUAGUAUCUUCCAAACCAUCAGUGGAUGAAGAACAGAUUCCUUUACAUUGAUUGCUACAGACAGAGGCACUCCAAUAUGAUAAGACGGACGAUAAAGCAGUUGAUCAAUGCAAAUAGACUGGUGUUAAUGAAAGGCUCAUCUGUGCCUAAUAUCUUGAUUAAAAUGUUCAGUUCAUAAACAAAAAUUGAUUAGGAAUGAGUUAAAAUUAAAAGCAUGUAUCAACAGGAUCCAUUUAACCCCAGGCAAAUGUAUUAUAACUCCCAAAGAAUAAUUCUGCAAAAACAAACACCUCAAAAUACGAAUGUCUAGAAACAAACAGUAAAGGGAUGCAGUCACUUCACUCAUCAUUACGUGGUCCUUAUGCUGUCCAGGGGCCUUAACCAGGACUGGGGCCUUAACCUGCUUGGCAUACCGUGGUAAAAAACAUACCACGAAGACGGUUGUACCUCUAGAACCAACCAAAUAAAAGUCAUACCAUGUAUUCUUCCUUCAAUUAUUAUCACUCCUGACAAAUUCCAUUUCUUUGUUCAAUCUAAACUAUGCACCCUUGCUGUGUUCUGAAAUAAAAACA